AUGGUCCACAGCGCCGAAUAUCUCCCAGGACAACCAACCGAUAUUUCUUCUGUCUUACAAGGUGGAUACAACAAUCCACUUCUUAGAGCAUGGCAACAUGAGAGGCAACUCCAGAAAAACAUGUUCAUUUUCCCAUUGUUCAUUUCGGACGAUCCAGAAGAUGAAACCGAUAUUCCGUCCUUACCAAACAUCAAGAGGUUUGGUGUGAAGAAGUUGAUUCCAUACAUCGAUACGUUGGUGAAAAAAGGUCUUAAGUCCGUUAUCUUGUUCGGUGUGUUGCUAGAUCAAGCAUCCAAGGAUGCCGAGGGCUCCCCAGCAGAUGACCCUGAUGGACCAGUCAUUCAGGCCAUCAAGGCGUUGAAAACAAACUUCCCAGACUUGUACGUCAUGUGCGAUGUCUGCCUCUGCGAGUACACCAGCCACGGACAUUGCGGUGUCUUGUACGAAGACGGCUCGAUUAAUACCGAAUUGUCUGUGCGCAGAAUAGCGGCUGUUGCUGUUAACUAUGCCAAGGCGGGUGCGGACUCCAUCGCUCCUUCUGACAUGAUCGAUGGUAGAAUCAAAGCCAUCAAAAGAGGUUUGAUCGAUGCAGGGUUGGCCCACAAAAUUUUCCUGAUGUCGUACGCUGCCAAGUUCAGUGGUUCUCUUUACGGUCCCUUCAGAGACGCCGCCGGCUCAUGUCCUUCGCACGGUGAUAGAAAAUGCUACCAGUUGCCAUCUGGUGGUGCCGGUUUGGCGAGAAGAGCGUUGAUCAGAGAUAUGAACGAAGGUACCGACGGUGUCAUUGUCAAGCCAUCCACCUUCUACUUGGACGUCGUUAAAGAUGCGGCGACCAUAUGCAGCGACUACCCGAUCUGCUGCUACCAUGUCAGUGGUGAAUACGCCAUGUUGCACGCGGCUGCCGAAAAGGGUGUUGUUGAUUUGAAGAGCAUUGCCUUUGAGGCUCACCACGGGUUCUUGAGAGCAGGUGCCAGAUUGAUUAUUUCCUACUUCACGCCAGAGUUCUUGGAGUGGUUGGACGAACCCGUUUCCCUGUAA
Molecule: messenger RNA, 1038 nt
Organism: Pichia membranifaciens NRRL Y-2026
Lineage: Eukaryota; Fungi; Ascomycota; Pichiomycetes; Pichiales; Pichiaceae
Exons: 1
Coding region: 1-1038 (345 amino acids)
Biological process (GO): heme biosynthetic process
Cellular component (GO): cytosol
Molecular function (GO): zinc ion binding; porphobilinogen synthase activity
Source: RefSeq, a predicted model, not a curated record